UCUCAUGGAAUAAAGAACAGCCGAGAAAUAAAAGAUUAAAAUAUUUAAUUGUAGAAACUGGAAAAACACUGAAUUCUCAUAAUGCCUUGAUGGAUCGUCUUAAAAAGAAAAUACCAGAGCUGCAAGAGGUGCAUUCAGAGGCGGAGUGUGAUAUCAUUCUGGUGUUCUGCCCUGUCAUUACUGCACAUGCAUAUGAUAUAAACGCAGCACUGGAGAAACUUAACCAAAUUUCAGACACCAAACCUGCUGUUCUGGUGGUGCUGCAUCACACGUUUAAUCCAGAGUAUGUUGUACCAGACAGCAGCAGAUCUGUAAACAGAGAUAAUACAAUCACAGUCGACUGUCUGUUUCAUGAAGAUCAUGGAAUACUGCAAUGCAAGAAAAAUGAAGUUUCAUUAAAAAGAAUUGUAACCUACAUUAAAACUCAGACUCACAAGCAAAAACCCAGAGAGGAGAGCAUGGAAAUCGAGCGAUCUCAAGAACCGUGUAAAAAGAAGACACUGAAAUAUUUCAUUUUACAAACUGGACACACGCUAAAUACUCCCGAGAUCUUCACGGCUCAGCUUCAGUCUAAAAUCUCAUCUCUGAAGGAGGCGUAUACAGUAGAUGGGUGUGAUUUCAUUCUGACUUUCUGUCCUGUUGUGUCACGAGCUGGAACUGACAUUGAAGCAGGAAUGAAAAAGCUUAAUGAUCUUUCAGGUGACAAACCUGCUGUUCUGGUGGUGCUCCAUCACACGUUUAAUCCAGAGUGUGUUGUACCAGAUAGCAGCAGAUCUGUAAACAGAGGGAAUACAAUCACAGUCGACUGUCUGUUCCAUGAAAAUAUGGGACUAUUGAACUGUUCAAAGAAUCAGGAGUCAUUUAUCAGAAUUAUAAACUACAUAAAAUCUCAGUGUGAGCCAAUAUUGUCUGUAAAGAACAGAAUGGAAACUGAUAAAAUCCCUGUGCAAUCUCCAAAAAAAACACGCAAGUAUUUCAGUUAUCAGGGAAAUACAUCAGAUUCUCACGAAGCUGUCAUGAAUAUUCUUAAACACAUGUCAGAGGUGAAGGAGGUGCAGACAGAGGAGGAGUGUGAUUUCUAUGUGACUUUCCGCCAUGUCCGAAAGCAUGACAGAGAACAGCGCAAACAUGUGGAGGAACAAGUAGCAAGUGCUUUAUCACAGGAUAAUGAUUAACAUACGAAAGGUGGCAGAACGCAGCCAAAACAGUGAAGACCAUGGAAUGGGAAUUUCAGGACAAGGACGAAUAAUCUGAGAAGAUGAGGACUGAGUUCAAGAAACUAAAAACUGAAUUGGCAGAAGAAAAAAAAAAUCAACUAGAAAAAAGAAAACCCACCACAUGAUGGAUGACGUAGUAUCUUGAAUUGGGUCAUGGUGAAGCAGGAAACAAUAGCGGAGAAUUUAGGGCCACAUGGCUCUAAAUUCAUUAAUUGUUGUAUUUUUAAAAAAUAAUAGUAAUAAAAUUAGAAGUCUGUGAUUCGAAUUCAGUAGCUUUCAGUCCAUUAAACAAA
This is a messenger RNA of Neoarius graeffei (lesser salmon catfish), 1510 nucleotides long. RefSeq lists its product as uncharacterized. The transcript has 10 exons. Lineage: Eukaryota; Metazoa; Chordata; Actinopteri; Siluriformes; Ariidae. Bases 90 to 1175 code for a protein of 361 amino acids. The record is from RefSeq and is a predicted model, not a curated record.